Messenger RNA from Aedes aegypti (yellow fever mosquito), 1182 nucleotides. Its product is annotated as soma ferritin. Gene Ontology annotation, molecular function: ferric iron binding; ferrous iron binding. Bases 215 to 886 code for a protein of 223 amino acids. Gene Ontology annotation, cellular component: cytoplasm. The record is from RefSeq and is a predicted model, not a curated record. The transcript is spliced from 2 exons. NCBI's taxonomy places the organism in Eukaryota, Metazoa, Arthropoda, Insecta, Diptera, Culicidae. Gene Ontology annotation, biological process: intracellular iron ion homeostasis; iron ion transport.
AGAGCCGAUAAGCUACCCUUCUAGUCGUUGUCGUCGGCUGUAUGGAUUCAUCCAGCUCAAUUGAACACCGCUUGAUAAAGGCUUUGUGCUAGGAAUUUUCGGGCCACACCGGCAUUUUUUAUUAAUAAGCACUUGUCCAUUCAACCUAGUUUCACAUUUCGCUGCGCGAGUUUCUACGGGAUAGAGCUUAGGCCGGAGAAAGAAGCACUAAACUAUGGCGCUCUUUGUAAAAGUGACGAUUUUUGUCCUGGUUACAGUGGCGGCAGUUAACGCUGCCGUAACGGAUCAAUCCUGCUUGACGAACAUGAAGAAAUGCACGGCGCGGUUUUCCGGAUACGCAUACGUGACAACGGACAUCGCCGAUCUCACUACGCAGCUGUUGGACCAAUCGUACGACUUCCUGUUCCUGUCGACGGCCUUCAACCAGCACAACAAGGAUCGCCCUGGAUUCGAGAAGCUGUAUCGCAACAUCGCCGAUAAGGCCUGGGCAGACGCGAUAGCACUGAUGAAGUAUCAAAGCAAGCGGGGACAUCGGGCAAAGCUGAAUGCAGGCUACAAAUACGCCAACCACGAACUGCGAUCUUUGGCCGAUCCCACGCUGGCCGAAGAACACAAAUCGCUCAAGUUGGCCAUGGAGUACGAGAAGUUGGUUGCCGAGACGACGCAUGCCAUCCACAGGAAGAGUUCCGUUGCCCAUCAGAGUCCGCCGCAGUACGAUCCGGACGUGGCGCACUUCUUCGACGAGAAAAUCGUGCAGGGUCGCGCCGAUUCGGUCCGGAAGCUCACCGGCUACAUCCACCAGCUGGAGGACAUCCUUAAUGUCGAUAAGAACACGAGAGACAUGGGACUGCACCUGUUCGAUCAGUAUCUGAAGACGGUGGAGUGAAGUCAUGUGGUCACGCGUGUGCAAUUAUCUUUUACCUACUAGAAACUGAUAGGGGAUUGUGAGGAAGAGCACGUCCGACUUAUCGUCGGCAUUAGAUCUUUACGGUGCGUCAAUGUGUGAACUUAUCUCGAGCUACUGCCAGCGAUGCCGGAUUUUCAGGGCAUCUGUAGAUUUUACUUUCACGGUAAAAAGAUUGCCAAUAAUAGACGUAAUAAAUUCUGCAGUAAAAAACCGUUCAGUUUAGUUAUCAAGUUAUAUCCAUUCCAAAUAGAAUAAAGUUAGAUUCCUCAAACCGA